Lentinula edodes (shiitake mushroom) is the source of this 1263-nucleotide messenger RNA. RefSeq lists its product as uncharacterized. The record is from RefSeq and is a predicted model, not a curated record. The transcript is spliced from 2 exons. Lineage: Eukaryota; Fungi; Basidiomycota; Agaricomycetes; Agaricales; Omphalotaceae. Bases 1 to 1263 code for a protein of 420 amino acids.
AUGGGCAGUUCUGGGGCUAUCAAAAGAUCCAAGCUGGACAAAACGGAGCCGGAGAUUAAUUUUGAGAGGUUUGUGGAGGAGCUGGAUGCUGGGGACUCUUUCACGACUUCUAUCUUCGAUAUAUUGGUUAAUGAACUCGCUGAUAGGCAAUCCCGCUCGAAUGUGGACGACCGCCGGCUCAUAGGGGAACGUACCGCAAGAAGCCUCCGAAUCAUAACCAGCUCCAACAAAGUCUACUUUUCUUCAUCUUUCUCUCACCGUGUUACCGGGCGCAGUAGGUCGCAUAUAUACUACCCCGGACCCCCUGAAGACAUAGACUUGGAGGAGGACGAGGACGAGGACGAAUUCAGUGCUCUCCUUGAUACAGAUACAACUCUGCGACAGCAGCAUGAUGCGAUGAUGGAGACUGCGGGUGCUAGUAGUGUACUACCCUCUUUCGCUACCAGGUCUUCAAGCCCAGCACCCAUUGCUCCGACAGAUGAAGUAUCCGCCUAUUCACGCAGCUGGGUCCCUCCGCGUUCAUAUCUUCAAUCUGGUUCAAGCUUAUCUCGUUCAUCCUCUUUGCGUCGUCCAACAAGGUCAAGGACAGUGGAUUUCAACGAUUUUACCUCCAGAAGGCGAUCUACCAUCCGGAACACCACUAGUGGUGCUACUAGUAGUGUGAAUACUGACGCUACUUCGAAUACUGCUUCCGAAUCUCGAGACAGAGACAGCAAUUCUUGGCUUUCGCCUGGAGCGACCCGUAGAUUCUUCGGUCUCAGUCGACCACGGAGGUCAAACCCUGAACUUAAUCUUUGGAGCGAUCUUCCUGAUGGUGACGACGGGCUUACUAUUGGUGAUAACACCACUGUACCGUAUCUACCUGCUUCCUCUUCAUCACAUGGAGUCAUCCUACCCCCACUCUCUGAAGCGGAAAUAAGCGGUGAACGUAGCACGACUUCAAUUCCGGGCUCAAAUUCAAACCCCACUUUUCCGAGGCUACGAAGAGGUAGCUUACGGCGUCCAGAAUCCUUGUUAUCGAGACAGGCCUCUCCAGCCGAAACGGUGGUACUUCCCGACGAUUAUGAUUCUUCGAGGCGUGCACCCUCACCUCCAGAUAUAUCUGAAUAUAUUGUCGAGAGUUUUGAUCGACCUCGAUUUGGACGUGGUACAUUCUCCAGCCUUCCAAUUCUGAUUCCAGAAGGAGGAAGUGAAGGUGGAGCAACAUAUGGUACUAUUGAAACUGCCGCGUACCCAACUCCAGGUUCUACGGUUGACAACUGA